AUGGAAGAACAACAUUAUAUCAUGUCUUACAGAAGAAAAAAUGAAGCCAAAACUCCGUUCAUAGCCACAAGUUCGCGUCUUGGUUUAGGAUACAUAUGCAGAGGAUAUGAUAUAUACAAGGGAAACCCAGUGAGUGACGAAGGAGAAGUUGACCAGGGAUUUCGCCUUCCUGUCUUAGACUUACCUUUUAACUUUCGUUUUACUGCUGAUGGCGAGUACAGGAUUCCGGACAACGUUGACGUUAUUUCUGAGACAAGUGCUUCAUUCGGAUCGUCUUACCAUCAAGUUAAAACUGAAACAGAUUACCAAAGCAUGCUGCAGGUGGAUGUGUCAGUCCACGGAAAAGCUAAAGGUUUUGGUUUUAGUGGAAGUUUUAUGGCCAGCACAUCAUACCAGAAAACGGUUAAAGAAAUGACAAAAGGAGAAACAACUACCUUAGACAUUGUCGGUAGAGCUAAUGUUUACAAAGCUAGAUUGUCGACAGAUGGAGCAAUGUCCAAGCUGAGUGAUUUUCUUGAAGACAACAUCAGAGCCUUGCCGAGUGAUAAUUGCGAAGAAGAUGUAAUACAGCAGAGAUAUAUUCAACUAGUUGAACAAUUUGGAACUCAUUACACGACCGAGGUUGUUAUGGGAGCAAAAUCAGUACAAGAAUUUAGGUUCAAAAAUUCUGAUCUAGAUAGAUUUCAAUCUGUUGGCAUCUCGGUAAAGGCUGCAGCUGAGCUUUCUUCUACUUUUGGAGCAAGUGGAGGGUUUAGUGUUGGAGUUAACAGUAACCAACAGAUGAGGGAAAUGGUAUCAAACACCGAAAAAGAACAGAGAGAAUAUUAUAUUGGUGGGAGUGCUCCAUCCGGGGACUACACUGCAGGAUCAACAGAAAGUUUAAGAGAAUGGUCGAGAUCUGCAGCUGAAAAUCCAGCGCCUAUACAAUAUAAAUUGUCGUCGAUUGAUGCACUUAUUAAACCAGAAUACUUCAAACGACCUAUAUCGGAUCUGUAUGAAAGAAGAAAAUGUUUACGUAAAGCACUUUUUAUGUACUGUACACGGACGAUAGAGGCGAACUACUGUAGUCUUUUAUCUGAAUCGAAUGGGACAACCAAUUCUUUCAAGUUUGGUGAUUUUGUAAAAAUCAGAAAUGACGAUUCAUAUUUGGCACUAUCGCAACAUUAUGGAAUAUCACCAGGACUAACAAUUAAGCCAUUGACCACAGUUUCUGCAAUAACAAACUACGACGGAUUAUUCCAAAUUGUACCACCAGAGGGUAUCAACAAAUUAGGAAUAAAUGUUCAUUAUGGAGAACCAUUUCUUCUGAAGACGAUAGAGGGCGAUAUGCUGCAUAUGGGAAAAGCGAUGAUUUUAAAUACAGAUAUGCCGGCAGAAGCCAGACUUCUGGAUGUCUUAAAUAAUAAAGACGAAGAAAGAUCAGUCAACAUUAGCCAUAGUAAAAUAACUGACUUCUCCAUUUUUCUAAAAAAGACGAAAGCUUGUUCGUACGUAAUAUAUUUGCAUUACUUCUGUGUCUGGCAAGAAAAACUCACGUUCCAAGUACAAAUGAUUGGAAGAGAAGGAACACUCAACGGUGUUGUAAAAACUAACUGUCCUUGUACAAGACAUAGAUGUGGAUGGAGAUGGUUCCAUGGUAUUCUUAUCGAUUACGACAUAGGAUAUAUAGAUGCUAUAAGAAUUAUGGGUCUAUAUGGUGCAGUUACAAACAAUAUAAAUAAAUUAAGAAUUAAAUCUUUACUGAAUGGGGAAAAAAGAGAGCUCAACUGGAACCAGGGUCACUGUAGCGGUCGUGUAUACGAAAUCAGAAGAAGUAUCGCGAGGAGAACAGUAAAACUGGAUUUAGAUUUAUAUCCAGUUCAGUUUACAUUACACAGUACAUAUAAGGCUAACUUACAAGGACAGCCUGUUAAAUUGGGCGACACUAGUUUUAUUCAUGUUUUAUCUUCAAUGCCAAGAAAAUCUUUCUGGGACCAGGGAAUUACACAGUUGAUGAGUGUAGAAAGUAUGGGUAAAGUAGGAAUCAAAGAAAUAGGACCAGGAGCACAUCAACCUAUUUCAGCAGUUUGUAGUGGUUUUAUAUAUCCCAGCCCUUCCGACUUCAGCCAUCGUCAUGAUUUUACUGAUCGUAUUUUAAUUUCGUUUGAUGUCAACGUCAUGGUGAACUAUGUUGAGAUAGAAUCUGAAGAUGCUACACUUAACACAACUGCCUUUAAUAUACAAUAUGUAAACGAAGAAAACGAAGCAUUCAUGGACAUACCUGAAGUUCAACUUGAAAGAAUACUCAUUAAUAACACACUGAAUAUAACAUUGAAAUCGUCGAUGUACACUACCGCUAUUAAUAUUUAUUCUACCAAGGAGAUUCCGGAAGACACAAAUCUAACUCAAACUAUCACAAUGAUCGUUGUGAGUGGUUGUCCUAAAGCAGCCAUAGAUACCGGCAAUACAAAUACCAGUAAACAAGAAUGGAAGAUAACUCUCAGCGAAAAUCUGAUUCAGAAAUCACCCUAUCUAAAGGUUAUCUCGAGGUCGAGUAACACUAUAGAUCCAGUAGAGUUAUUUAAGCUAACCGAAUUGCCUGUUACUGGAUCAUUUUCGAUUACGGUUCCUUUAUUGGAAAGUCAGUUCGAUUGUAAUUUUACUGCUGAAUCGUUACAAAGUUAUCUAGAAAAAGCAAUCAGUGUCUCGGAUCUUAAAUUUGAAAAUUUAAAACUUACAAGAAGAUCUCAUAAUAAUGGCGAAGAAGUAUUUAUUUCAGUUAAUUUAAUAGGUAUCAACCGCAUUGAAUAUGACCAAGGAUUUAUGUCACUGAACAGCACCAUGAGGUCAGCAAUCAGAAGUAUGACCUGUUCCACGGACACUGGUCAAACGUUACCACAAAGCGGUCCAUCAAAAAUUACAAGUCAAUCUUCGUCAUCUUCAACAUCUACUGGAACUAUUGUCGGCUUCACCAUUAUAGGUCUUCUCCUUUUUACCAUCUUGUUGUUUUUAGUUUGUAAAGCAUACCGAGAAUCAACCGAUAAGAAAGGAAUAGUAAGACGAGAAUACAUUCCGCAGACAAAUGUAAACAGAACUUUUAACGAGUAUGACACUGAAGAUACUGGUAAUGGACACGAGCUUUAUAUUAACGAACAAGCAUGAUGAGAGGACUUUUUAAUUCGUAAAAACUGUAAUGUAAUAACAAAUAAUUAUAUGAAUGUAACUUAUCUAUUUCUUUAAUUCUUGCUAUUCUUAUUGAAUGAACUAUUAACAUUUAUACACGCAUUUUGUUAUAUAUAUAUAUAUAUAUUAAAAUA
Mytilus trossulus (common blue mussel) is the source of this 3296-nucleotide messenger RNA. RefSeq lists its product as uncharacterized. The coding region runs from base 1 to 3141 and encodes 1046 amino acids. The record is from RefSeq and is a predicted model, not a curated record. The transcript has 16 exons. Lineage: Eukaryota; Metazoa; Mollusca; Bivalvia; Mytilida; Mytilidae.